AUGCCGAGAGUCAACGUUCUCCUAGCGGUGCUCCUCCUUGCCCUUGCUGCAGGUUGCAAUGGGCAAGUGUACACGGGCGCACCGGCUUACGUAGCUUCGAGCAGUCAGCAGCAGCACGAGACGCAGGCAGCCCCAGCGGUGACGCUGCCCGGCCCCAUCGAGCCAUCCUUGUCCGGAUACACCACCCAGACGGUCUAUGGAUUUCUCGAUUUCACCACGACGCUCGCCAACACCGUCAUGAUUUUCAGCCCGUCGAGCGCACCACCAGAAGGCUCGAGGGAAGGAAAAUCCGAGUCCGGACCGAUCGAGACGAAGCCGAGCGCGGAGAAGAAGCCCGUCGAUCCGAUACAGCCGAGCAAGACCCGACACGACUCGGUCGUCGCCGAGACGAGAAAGGACGACGUGCAGGACUCCUUCCAUCGGGGAGUCGUCUACGCCGAGAGCGAGAAAACAGCAGCGAGGAUCGAUGCUUCGACGGUCAAUCCAGCCGUAUCGACUGUCGUCGAGGUGCGACUUAAGGAUGACGUGCCCGGCGUUAAGAAUAAUCUCGCCGAGCCCGAGUACGACUUCCUGUCGAAGCAACCGACCGAAGUCGUCGAUGAGACCUACAAGGUGAUAAACUUGCGACCGUCGGCGAAGCACUCGAAGCCGAGAGCGACUCAGCGCCGCGACAAGGAGAACGUGACGGGCUUCGUGACGAAGCUCGGCGGCACCAUCAUCAAGGACGGCCUCACGACGGUGCACGAGACCAACGUCAUCGGCACCUACAUCAACGGCAAGUACGCCCAGGUGCUGCAGAGCUCGUCGCGCGUCCUCAACGCGGCGCCGGCCCCGAACGGCGUCGAGGGCCAGCAGCCGGGCGGCAAGAUCCGGCCCAGCGCCAGCCAGAGGAUACUCAAGACGGCCGGGCCCCUCGGCAAGAUCAAGAAGCAGCAACAGCAGCAGUUGUUGCAGCAGCAGCAGCAACAUGGUGAGCUCGAGCCGACGACGCCCGUGACGGCGCAGGCCGCGGACGAGUCGAGCCAGCAGCAGCAGCCACAGGCCAACGCCGACGAACCGAUCACUAAUAAACACGGUCAACGCAGGAGACUGAGGCCGAAGAUACGCAAACAGCAGCAGCAUCAACAAAAUAACGUUGAAAACGUGACGGAGAACGAGAGCGGAGAAUCGACCCAGUCGCCCCAGCAUCAGUUCAGGCCCAACGGCAAAGUCAGGCCCAACGGCAACAGGCCCGGUGGUUACAAGGCGCGUCAACAGCAGCAGCAGCAACAGCAGCAAUCGAGCUCGGUAGGCACGACGACCACCGAGGCGCCGAGCUCGAGUGGCGGAACUCGUCGUCGUAGCGGUUUCCGUCCCCCGACGAACCAACCGAAUAACCCGGCCAAGUCCUACAAGACCAACAAGCAGUCGCACAGCGAGCAGCAGUCGUCGAUAGCCCUGCCGUCGCAGGCGGCCAAGGCCAAGCUGCCGAGGACCCAGGGCCGCUGGUCCUACAAGACGACGCCCAAGCCGCGCAUAAUCAUACGCAAGAAGCCGGGCGGCAGCGACGACGACGUUCAGCUGGUGACCGAGCAGAGCGUCGUGACGUCCGUGCCCAGCCUGGGCAACAGCAAUCCUGGACCCCAGUACCAGGGCGAGGACGGGGCGACUCCGCCGCUGCAGCCCCAGCCUGUGGCUCAGAGGAAGGAGGGCGACUUCGACGGCGAGCUCGACGAGAGCGAGAGCGAGGACUCGGUCAAAGUCAGCGUGGAGCACAGCGUCCGGGAGGCCAAGCCCGCCGAGAAGAUACUGCCGGUCGAGACGCUCAACGUCGAGAUCUCCACGGCCGCCGACUUCAACGAUAUCUACUACGAGAUCGCGACAUUGAAGUCGCCUUACGAGUUUCAGGUCGGCAACACCCGUAACACCCGUUACGUCACGGUUACGUCGACGUACAAGAAGUCUUUCGCCAGCGCCAGCGCCGAGGUGAACCCCAGCAGCGUCGGCGCCACCGAGCCGCUCACGGAGAACAUCCUGGCCAACACGGGGGCCGCCUACGAGUCGAGCCUGCCCCUGGACUCGUCGAUAGCCACCCUGCCGCCCAUCAGCAUCGACGCCAGCGCAGCCACGCCGCCGCUCGAGACCAUCACCGAGACCUUCUCCACGACGCAGACCCUGCUCAAGACCUACCUGCUGCCCGUCGUGCAGAACAACAGCACCAGUCGGCUGACCCUCGUGCAGACGUACAACGUGGCCCGCGUGGUGACCGCCACCAAGACCCUGCCGCCCGCCGAGCUCUACCAGUUCGUGCCCAGCAAGACCCUGAACGAGUUCAAUUCGCGCCUCGACGAGGCGGGAAGCGAGCUCCAUCUCGAGCUGGACUUUGGCGACGACGAGAGCGACGACGACGACGCGCCCAAGAGGAUAGUCGCGCCGAGCACCGACCUCGACUCCGAUCUCGACAUAUUCAAGGGCAUCCAGCCGUCGAGCACGGCGAGGAAGGAGAAGAGCACGAGCACCAUCUUCGUCACAGAGUCGGCCAGCAGCACCGUGACGCCCGAGCAGGCUCAGCAGUUGGCUCUGUUCAAGUUGCUCGGAGGCUCGGCGCCACAGGUGAUAACGACGUCGAAGCCGGUCAUCGUCAUGGAGACGGUCUACGACACCCACGUGAUCCCGCUGAUAAACGGCGGCCACACCUUCUUCUCGACCCUGUCGCGGCCAGUGGCGACCCGACCGAUCACCACCUACGAGAUCGGUACGUCGACGAUCGUCACCCCGAUGCCCCCUCUGCCACCGACUCUGCCCCAGGUCCCUCAACUGCCGCUCUUCCCGCCGCCCCAGCAGCCCCAGUUCACGGUGACGUCGGCACCCCUCGUCCAGCCGACCAUCGCCACCGUCUCCGAGUCCAAGGUGCUCAAGCUGACCUUCGGCGCCAAGACGGCCUACACUACCCUCUACUCGACCAGGCUCGUGCCCACGGAGAUGACGACCUACGUCACGUCGACCAUCGCACUGCCCACCGUCGCGGCCUAUCCCGGCUACUUCCCGCCGGCGCCGGUCGCCUAUCCGGGCUAUCCCUACGUCGGCUAGAUGCUCCUUGAACGACCGUCGCGACGACGACCAAUCUCGCUGUAAAAUUUACUUCGUUUCUUUUCUCCUCUCUUGUAUUCUCGAUUUCCGUGCAUAGAGUCGCGAACACAGGGAUAUCACGCACUGGACAAAUUUGGAUCGGUGUCAGGGUAUUAUUCUCCAAUUAACGAACAAAACUUCGGCUCGCUUGGAACGUGCGGGCUUCUUCUUUCGCAGGAUGUGUAACAAGACGUGAAACGUUCUGCAAUAUUUUUCGAUAUAUAUAGCUAUACACACUAUAACUUUAUGCAUUUUUUUACGCAGAGACGCGUUUGAUAAUGGCGAGUCGUUGCUUCGUCGACUGGAACGUUUAGCACCGAAAGCUCCUCUAGCGUGCAGAUUUCCGGACUCGAACUUGGCAUUGAAAUAUACGUAUACGUAUAUCGUACGCGACAUUACGUUGCGUAUACAAUAUCGUGUGUCCGUCUGGGCGUCUCGUCGUUGUUUAUUUUUUUUUUUUUUAUCGCUUGGAUUCGCGCGCGGAUGCGAAAGGGAAAUUGACCGUAUUUCGCUCGCGCUCACUUUCGUUCGAGCGCCUCGAUCUAUAUAUCGAUACAUCCCGGAGCGCGAAUGUAUAACGCGUGCGAGUAAAUACGUAUACAAUCGUCGUGCGGUACCGGCCCGAGAAAAAAAAGUAUGUUAAUAAGUGUAUAGGAAGAGAAAAUACCACAAGGGAGAGUCGUGUAUCGCGCUAUCAUUCGAUACAUACGUAUCUGUAUAUCUGUAUAUCUGUAUCGCGACUCGCCGGUCACUCGUGUUCGUCCUCGUUUUUUAUUCUCUCUCUUUCUUUUGCUUUACCCGAUAUACAGACGAUUUAUUGUAGAGUAAUGAAAAUUCGAAAUUAUAAUCGAUGUGAUUGAUCGAUUUUUUCCUCGUCUUUAUAUUUCUUCACUGAAACUUUUCAAAACCUCGUUGUUUGGCUUUAACAUUCGUUUAAUUUAACUUUUACCGUAUAAAGAUUUUAGCAGUGGAUAAGAAUCAUCGAAUCGUUAAGUAUUAUAAUGAAUUAAUAAGUUAAGGUCAACAAAAAAAAUAUAUUUUUAUUAUGAUUAUUAAUGUAUUAUGUAUAGAAAGUGAAAAAUUCUUAUAUUAUAAAUUUAUCAAGUAAUUAUCAUUUUAAAUCGACAUUAAAAUCUUAGCUUUUAAAUAAAGCGUAGUUGCUCCCGAAAAAAAGGCAUACAACAAUAACAUGUACCCCGGUGUUACUCGCAAAACUCACGACGUCAUUCAUAAUGUUACGGCUCGUUGCGCCGAUAAGAUUCAGAAAAAUAAAACAUUCAUUGCGUAAUGUACUGCCAUUUAUAAUAAUUCACUAGUUGUUCAAAAGGCAAAAAUAAACAGCAGAGUACAUAAAAUCUUCAUUAGGAAUUCAACGGUAUGUAUUAUUAAAAAAAAAAAAACAAUAAUUACGAAUUAUAUGUUAAUUAAGUGUACCAGUGCCCGCGUUUGCUUAUAGAACGUAUACUACAAAAUUAAUUUUGCAUCAUUCGAGACUAAAUUGAUCGACGGAAAUUAGAUUUUUAUCGAUAUUUUGUAUACGGUGCUCGCGAAAUACUCAAAGUAUUGUAAAUAAUAAUAUUUUCUAUUUUUUAAAUCAUUUUAUUAUCAUAGGCGUAUAAUUGUAACGUGCGGCGUAGCAUGUAUUUAUAUGAAAUUAUAAAAAUUGUUUAUUCAUAAUUUUUGUAAAUAAAAGUUGGAAAAUUGAAAAAAAAUUUGUUCUUCUUCUACUUUAUUGAUAUAAUUUACAAAUUUAAAUUAAGGUAUUAUCAAUACUGUACAUCAACUAAACUUCAACAAACAAAACAUACUUUUUAUUUGAAAUAUUAAAACUACCUUGGAACUGUCUUUCUUUUUCAUGUUCUUAUUAUUUUCAUCAAAGUGAUACUUCAAUUUUUAUCUUAAAAUUGCUAAAAAUAUGAUAAAUUAUUGUCAUUAUGUAUUGAGAUCCAUGAAGCUCUUAAAUCCCAUCAAACAAUAAAUGUCGACAUUCGUCAGAAACAUCGCAUUUGUUCCCUUGUGUGUGAGAUAAUUUCUUAGCAAAAACUUUCGAUCUCAAUCAAAUACUAUUGAUGAAUAAUGAAUUUCCCGUAGAGAUCAGCUUUUUUGCCGAAAUACAGACGAUCGAUUAAAUGUAAGUACAACGUUUAUUUACGUUUAUGAGACAAAAUAUUACCCGUUUAAAGUUCUUUCAGAUGCUAAAAUCUCGCUUGAUUAUGAUACCGCGUAAUAAAUGUUAGUAUACGCGUUUCUCAGUUAAAGAAAUUUCUCGUCCCGUAAAAAUUACCAUGAACUUUCUAGUGUGAGAAGAAUUCUUCAUCGCCGUACAUGAUGAUUUUUUUAUAAAAAAAAAAAAAAAAAAAAAAAA
Molecule: messenger RNA, 5473 nt
Organism: Trichogramma pretiosum
Lineage: Eukaryota; Metazoa; Arthropoda; Insecta; Hymenoptera; Trichogrammatidae
Exons: 9
Coding region: 1-3069 (1022 amino acids)
Source: RefSeq, a predicted model, not a curated record